AUGCGUACAGACCCCCGCAUCCGCCAAUCACUAAACCGCAUCUCGACCUCUCUCGAGAACGCAUCGGACAACGCUCGCACGGGCUGCUUCACGUUUGCAAAGUCAUGUUUGGACCCUUGUCUAGCCUCUUUGUCAAAUUGCCUACCCCAGCAACGGCCACACAAUACACAUCACCACAGACGGGGCGGACGCAGCGAGUACCCUUUUGGGUUCUAUGAUUACGACGAUUACUCGGAUGAGGAGACGUCCCGGCGGGGUGGUGGGUUUCUGGCCUGGGGGAAUGAUGAGUUAGAUCGGUUACUCGCUGGCAGUGGAGCUGGAGACGGAGGCGGUGGUGGAAGCGGUGGCAGUGGUGGGUAUCGGGGGGCUGGAGGGGGAAUGUACUACGGAUCUUCAGCAUCAACAAGUGCCGUUGGAGCCCUCAGCGGGAAGAGGAAGUGUAAUUUGCCAAACGAAUCGGAUCCUACGGUGAUACCCACGACAAGUAUGUUCGGCUUCCUAGCCCGCUUCGCAAGUUUCCGCGGCCGUGGCCUGCGGUAUAAACCCUCUGCCGCAAACCUUCAAGAACACCCACAGCGCAACACCGGCCUGACAGCCGUAGAGGAAGAAUCUGGUCGGGACCGCUCGAUCAGCCCCGGCAUCGGAGGUGGAAGAGGAGAGGCUGGCGGGGGACGAAGGCGCAGCGCUACGAAUAGCUCCGGCGAAAGCGCCGGCGAGAGUCUGCGUAGUCGGGGGGACUUGUGGCCUAGCGAGGACGACGACGACGCAAUACCUAUCGGCGACGACUUCCUUGGUAAUACCACAGACGACAAUCUAGUCGUUGUCUGCUCCCGAGACGAGGAAUCACCAUCCCCACCGCCACCGCCGGACGGUGACGCACUGCGCCUCGAAGAACAAACCGCCCGGGAACAUGGUGAAUUGGAGAUUGGGGGGAAACAGGAGGCGGUGAGGAAACUUGCGAUACAGAGGGGCUUGGCCGCUUCCCCUGUGAGCUCCCCUCACAAAAUAAUUCAUAUAUGCGUGAUUCUCUAACAAUUGUGUAAGAAAAGGACCCAGCUUCAGCCCCACUCCCGUCCUCAGGAUCAGUCUCGAAGACCGUCUCUCUGAGGUCUGCAUUGAUGACCGACGCCCCACAGUCCCCGGUUAGCAUGAGGUUAUCCACCCCCUCCCCGCCGCCAUUCCCCCCAGAGCCACUGAGGAGGGAGAAGGUCGAUUCUGCUUCCACUCCUUCGCUAUCCCCACAACCACCGCCUGCGGGAGCGGGCUUGGCAAAGGAGGGUACGAGCAAAGCGGUAAAGGAGUUUGUAGGAGUUGGUGAGGUGGGCGGAGUAUAAUCGACCUUCUCUAUUCCCCCUUCAUCCUUUAUACUUGCGCUGCUGGCCCACUUCACUUUACCCGUGUUUGCAUUCUCUUUUUCGUUUUCUCCUUUCAACGUGCAAAAAUCACCAAACGACAAAACUACAAAAAUAACAGAAAAUCGGUGUUCAGGGCAGGUUGGGAGAUUGAUUGGCUUCGGAGUUUGCUUUUUUCCCCUGUUUUUUCUGCUUUGUUCGCAUUUCCUCAUGCAUGCUGGCCUGGUCUGGUCUUGUCCAUUUGUUUUCUUUCUUUUGCGUUACUUUGGAGGUGGUGUAGGGUAGGACGUAUGAGGAAACGGUGCUCUGAUGGAUGGGUUGAUAUAUACUUGAAGAGUUAUGAUAACUACUGUACCGUAGUCUAAAUUAGCAUGAAUUAAAAGGAAUUGGAUACUUG
Molecule: messenger RNA, 1749 nt
Organism: Tuber aestivum (summer truffle)
Lineage: Eukaryota; Fungi; Ascomycota; Pezizomycetes; Pezizales; Tuberaceae
Source: the annotation of a GenBank genome assembly